UAAGCAAAGAGAGUUUAAGCCUCCACAAACGCACUUCGAAUUCUCUUCCUUAUUUUAAUCGACAUGAUUAUCAUGUGAACAACACCUCUCAAUAUAAUUCUUUUCUGUUGGGAGAACACUAAUUAAUCAAGUGUUGCUAUUAUUUUGGUCUCCGAUAGUAUAACCCCUUCCCCGUCACACACAGCACACUGAAACUCACAAGAAUGGAAACAAAAUGGCAUGAACAGAAAGAAGAUAACAUCUUUGAUGAGGAAACCGUUGAUUGGAGAGGCAGACCCUCCGAUCCCACAAAACAUGGAGGAAUGAGAGCUGCUGCCUUUGUUCUUGGGGUACAAUCAUUUGAGAUAAUGGCUAUAGCAGCAGUUGGGAACAACCUUAUUACAUAUCUGAUAAAUGAGAUGCACUUUUCGCUAUCAAAAUCAGCAAACAUCGUGACAAAUUUCGUUGGUACUGUGUUCAUCCUUGCCCUCUGUGGUGGCUACCUCUCUGAUUCUUAUCUCGGUUGUUUCUGGACUAUGCUGGUUUUCGGUUUUAUUGAACUCUCCGGUUUUAUAGUGUUGUCAGUCCAAGCUCAUCUCCCUCAACUGAAGCCACCAAAGUGCAACAUGCUAACAGAUGGAGACGAAUGCAUAGAAUCUAAAGGAAUGAAAACCUUAAUAUUCUUUGUAGCUCUCUACUUGGUAGCAUUAGGGAGCGGCUCUCUGAAACCAAACAUGCUUGCGCAUGGUGCUGAUCAAUUCAACAAAAAUAACGUAAAACAGCGCAAGAUGCUCUCUAGCUACUUCAACGCUGCCUACUUUGCUUUCUCUGUUGGUGAACUCGUUGCCCUCACUUUUCUUGUUUGGAUUCAGACACAUUCGGGUAUGGAUAUUGGUUUUGGGGUGUCUGCCAUUGUCAUGGCAAUGGGUUUAAUCUGCUUGGUUUCUGGUACCAUAUUUUACAGAAACAAGCGUCCUCAAGGAAGCAUUUUGGUGCCUGUUCUACAAGUAUUCGUUGCUGCAAUUCUGAAGAGGAAACAAGAGUUCCCAGCUAAUCCCCCCAUGCUUCAUCGAAACCAAUUCGAACUUGAAAAUAGUGAUUCUACCCUUUCUAAUGAUCCUACCAGUCUUCAAUAUACUAACAGACUCAGGUUCUUAGACAAAGCAUGCUUAAAGGAACAAGAACCAAACAGCAAUAAUGCAUGGAGGCUGUGUAAAGUAGAGCAGGUUGAGCAAGUGAAGAUCCUAAUCUCCAUCAUCCCAAUAUUUGCGAGUACAAUUGUCUUUAACACAAUCUUAGCACAACUGCAAACUUUUUCAGUGUCACAAGGAAGUGUGAUGAACACCCAAAUCACAAAAUCAUUCCAUAUCCCACCAGCUUCACUCCAAGCCAUUCCUUACAUCUUUCUAAUCUUUCUAGUUCCUCUUUACGAUUACUUUUUAGUGCCUUUUGCACGAAAAAUCACUGGCCAUGUAUCCGGAAUUACCCCUUUACAGCGCAUCGGUUUUGGCUUAUUUGUUGCAACUUUUUCCAUGGUAUCCGCUGCUUUAAUGGAGAAAAAAAGAAGGGAAUAUUUUUCAAGAUCUGGUCAAAUGUUAUCUAUUUUCUGGAUAACCCCGCAAUUCUUAAUCUUUGGAUUAUCAGAAAUGUUUACGGCUGUGGGGUUGAUCGAGUUCUUUUAUAAGCAGAAUUUGAAAGGGAUGCAAUCUUUCUUGACAGCAAUAACAUACUGUUCAUACUCAUUUGGGUUUUAUCUAAGCUCAGUGCUUGUUUCUUUGGUAAAUAAGAUCACUUUAAGGUCGUCCGAUGGUGGAUGGCUUGGAGGUGUUGAUCUAAAUAAGGCCAGAUUAGAUCUUUUCUACUGGCUGCUUGCAGGCCUAAGUUUGAUCAACUUCCUCAACUAUCUCUUCUGGGCAAGAUGGUAUAAUAUUUCAUGUAAUCAGACGUUAUCAGGAAGAACACACCUCGAUUCUACCAAAGAAGAUUUUCAUAGUAUCUGCAUUAAUCGUGCUCAGGCUGUUGGAGUUGAAAAUAUAACUUAAGUUUUUACUUCGCGAAUAUGUAUAUAUAUGUACUCUAUCAAGUAGUUAAUUGCUGAUAUGCAAUAUAGAAAUAAUAACAUAUAGAUGAAGAUGCAAGUUCAUAAUGCCAU
This is a messenger RNA of Lactuca virosa, 2131 nucleotides long. NCBI's taxonomy places the organism in Eukaryota, Viridiplantae, Streptophyta, Magnoliopsida, Asterales, Asteraceae. The record is from the annotation of a GenBank genome assembly.